CAAAAGUAUAGGGAUGGUUCCCACACGGAGUUACCACUGAAUAUCCGACUGUGUACUGCUUUUGUGACUAUGCAGCCCAAAAUCUUUCCCUUUAAAUUGUCUUCUCAUCACCUUCCAUUUCCAUAACCUCUUCUGCACCUCUCCUUUUGAGAACCCUCAGAAAAGAGAACAUAGAAAAUCCUCCCCUCCUCUCUUUCUUUCUCUCUCUCUUUAUCUCUCAAAGCAAAAAUGGGGUCGCCACCUUCAUCCUUUAUCAAACAAAAGGCCAUUAUAUUCCUCGGAUUUUUCAUGGUCUUGUUCUUGUGCUCUUUAGCAGAUAAAUCCGAGCUUUGUUCUAACUCCUCUUUUUUGAACUCUAGUGUUCCGUCAUAUAAGAGUUUCUCCAACAUCCCUUGGCUGGAAACACUGAAUUUAGAUGGUUACUUCAGCUUUGAUGAUAUUGAACAUGCAGCUAAAGACUUUGGCAAUAGAUACCAUUUCCAACCAUCAGCGGUUCUGUAUCCCAAAUCAGUUGCUGACAUUUCCUCCACGAUAAAGUAUAUUUUCGAUAUGGGCUCCACUUCAGAGAUAACAGUUGCAGCCAGAGGCCAUGGUCACUCCGUUCAGGGUCAAGCACAAGCUCAUCGAGGUAUAAUAAUCAACAUGGAAUCACUUCAGGGUACAGAGAUGCGGAUUCACAUGGGGGAGACACCUUAUGUGGAUGUAUCAGGGGGCGAGUUGUGGAUUAAUGUUCUGCAUGAAACUGGUAAAUAUGGGCUUGCACCGAAAUCUUGGACAGAUUACCUUCAUCUCACCGUAGGGGGCACCUUAUCAAACGCCGGAAUUAGUGGACAGGCGUUCCGACAUGGACCUCAGAUCAACAAUGUUUACCAGCUGGAGGUUAUCACAGGCAAGGGAGAAGCAAUUACCUGUUCCGAGCAGCAAAAUGCAGAUCUCUUUUAUGGUGUUCUCGGAGGGCUUGGACAGUUUGGCAUAAUCACUCGGGCUGUAGUAUCUCUUGAACGGGCGCCUAAGAUGGUGAAAUGGAUCAGGGUAUUGUACUACGAGUUCUCCAAACUCUCCAACGACCAAGAGUAUUUAAUAUCAUCUGAGAAAUCUUUCGACUACAUUGAAGGAUUUGUAAUAAUAAACAGAACUGGUCUCCUCAACAACUGGAGGACCUCCUUCAGUCCCAAAGAUCCACUUCAAGCCAGCCAAUUCAUCUCAGAUGGAAGAACACUUUAUUGCCUGGAAAUUGCUAAAUACUUCAAUCCAGAUGAAUCUGACAUCAUGAACCAGAAAACUGAGGAGUUACUGUCAGAACUAAGUUAUAUUCCAUCAACACUUCUCAUGUCAGAAGUAUCUUAUGUGGAAUUCCUGGAUAGAGUGCAUGUGUCUGAGACAAAGCUCCGAACAAAAGGCUUAUGGGAAGUUCCACAUCCAUGGAUGAAUCUCCUAAUCCCAAGAAGCAAAAUUUCUGAAUUUGCUCAAGAGGUCUUUGGCAACAUUCGCUCAGAGGGUAGCAAUGGUCCCAUCCUCAUCUAUCCAGUCAACAAGUCCAAGUGGAACAAUCGAACAUCUUUAAUAACCCCAGCAGAAAAUAUUUUCUAUAUAGUGGCAUUCCUCUCCUCCGCAGCACCAUCUUCCACAGGCAAAGACGGCUUGCAACAGAUUUUAACCCAAAACCAAAAAAUUCUAGAUUUCUGCGCCAAGGCUAAUCUUGGAGUAAAGCAAUAUUUGCCUCAUUAUGGCAAACAAGAAGAAUGGCAAGCUCACUUUGGCACUCAGUGGGAAGUUUUCGUACAGAGAAAAUCAACUUAUGACCCUUAUGCAAUCCUAGCUCCUGGCCAAAGAAUCUUUAGAAGGAAAUAAACCUUCGUAAAACUGUAUCUAGUCAGGUAAGCCCCAAAAUAAACGAAGUGCACGAGAACCAUAUGGAGCAAUGAUGCCGAUAACUGUAAAUCAUUAGAAGUCUUAAUACGUUGUUGAGUUUCCACAAGCAGCACUAGCUACUAGAUCAUUUGAGGGUUAAUUUCACCAAUAGCUUCCAAAGUUAUACCCUCAUUCAGCGCUAUGAUUGAACUUCAAUUUGUAACUCUAAAAUAAUUAAACUUUGUUAAUCAUAAUUGUCGCUAUGUUCGGCCAAACCAUGACCGCAGUAUUGGAAUAACAACCAUAUUAGCCUUUUUUUUUU
This is a messenger RNA of Hevea brasiliensis (rubber tree), 2173 nucleotides long. Its product is annotated as cytokinin dehydrogenase 1. The transcript is spliced from 5 exons. Gene Ontology annotation, biological process: cytokinin metabolic process. The coding region runs from base 229 to 1851 and encodes 540 amino acids. The record is from RefSeq and is a predicted model, not a curated record. Gene Ontology annotation, molecular function: FAD binding; cytokinin dehydrogenase activity. NCBI's taxonomy places the organism in Eukaryota, Viridiplantae, Streptophyta, Magnoliopsida, Malpighiales, Euphorbiaceae.